Messenger RNA from Kogia breviceps (pygmy sperm whale), 4868 nucleotides. The record is from RefSeq and is a predicted model, not a curated record. NCBI's taxonomy places the organism in Eukaryota, Metazoa, Chordata, Mammalia, Artiodactyla, Physeteridae.
GUCUGCUCUUUCUGUAACACCUUUGGUUAAAUCUGCAACUGCCUCUUGAUGUCUUAGAUCACUUCACUCUUCCUAAGAAGUUUCAAUGUUAAAUACCCGCUAGUCGGCAAGAUAGUUUCAGCUCACAGUUAAUUACAUAUAGUUUAAAGCAGUAUGCAGUCUCUGAAAAUUAGCACUGUAUGCAUUUCCUGCAAAUAGUUAUUAGAUGAACCUAGAAAUUAAUAGGUAAUCAAGAUCAAUAACAGAUUCACCAAAACACAAAAUUCUGUACACUCUUUACUAUCUUCGUUUUGUUAUGUCUCCAUCGACACAUUUAUUUGGGGGCAACUUGCAUUUGCUGUGGCAGGUAUUUGUGGUCACUGUCUCACAGGAUUGGAGGGUAGCAAAAGGAAGGAAGGAUGACAGGGAGGAUGGAAAAUGAGAUUAGAAAAAGGGCAUGGCUGAGUGGAUAAAAUGAGACGUGAUAGUGUUUUUAAUGGCUAAAUCUGAAAUUACUUGUUUUUCUUGGCUGAAUUAGUCAUAGUUUUGUGAGUGCCAAAGAAAUAGGUAAGAAUGAUCAAAGUAUCUGUAGCAAAAAUUUUGAGAGAAGAGUAACCAUAUAGAUCCCAAUAUUAUUAGGGUGUUUUUGAGGCUGGAGCCCUGCAUAUAGUACUGACAUUUUAAAAUCCUUAUUAGUCUGUUAUAAUUCAUUAAUAGAUUGCAACUCAAAAAUACAUGUUUGAAACAGUUUGCCACUUGGAUAUGCAUGUUCAGAGCAGUCUGACAAAAAUCGAAUGUCUUCAAUGUUUAUCUUAUAUUUGGGAUAUAAAAUAUGCGGCCGUCUUCUAUGACUGCAGAAUGGGGCUUGCUUCCUGUUUACGUGGGCUUUAUUAGACAAUGCCAGAACCCAGGCAGCUACUGAGUCUCGAGAACUUUGCUCAAAAUUAGCAUCAGCUACCACCUGGUAAGUUAAGGCAUUUUAGUCAUGGCCAAAUUAGCUUUUCUUUGGCCAACUCUUUAGCUUUUUAAAAGCUAAAGAGUUAAGGCUUCUUAUAGGCGUGAUUAUCUUAGAAGGAGAUUCAAACAUUUUAAAUGCGCUUUUCUACCCAUUGAAAAAUGUAUCUGACUUUAGUAAUAAAAAUAUUCUCAGUGGAAGUCAGCACAAGAUUUUUUAAAGCAAAAAUUAGGGGAAAUUUUAUAUUUCUCAAACCAAUUUGCAGUCCAUAUGUCAUUUAAUCUUGUAAUAACCCUGUGGAUAUCCCCCAUUUUAAUGUAAAUAAACUAAAUCUCAGAAAUUUUAGGUGAUUUAUAACAGAGUUACCAAUCAAAUAUUUUAAAGUGCAUCUUCAGAUCCUGAAUACACAUGCCCUAAAUGCUAGAAAUCUAAUUAUUUCAGUCACUCCUUAAUAUGAUCAAGAAUUUCCCUGCAAACUGAUGAAAACAUUUUUUUCAUUUCUCUGUAUUCAGUAUCAGAAGAUAGGUUCUGAUAUAUAGUCUAUUAGAAGGAAAAAAGAGCAUGGAUAAAUGUUAACAUAUGGCUUUCAGGAUAAUUUUGCUGCUUUUACAUUUAACUUGAUAAAAUAAAAUAAUGACAAUUUUUUUUAUGCUUUAGUUUGGUUUCUUGCUGAUACAUCAGUCCCAGACUUACUACCAACACUGCGGUCUUAUUGAUAACAGUAAUCACGUUUGCCACAAGCUUGAACUCUGAAUGUAAAAUUGAGAUUGUAGUCCAAUACCGUCUCAGGACUUUAAGUCACAGAAAUGUAUAAUCUGGUUGCAUCAGAACAGAAGAAGUAAUUCUAUUGCAGCAGAAUCUACCACAGUUGUGUAGAUGUGACUAAACAGUUGAAUUUCAUACUUCCACUCUUACAUAGCCAUGAAAAAUUCUAUGUUUAGAUUAAGUGGUUAGUUAAAGGAAUACUUAUAUCUCACACAUGCAUUUAACAACCCUGUCUACUGUAAUUUUACUGUCUGGUCUCAGAAAAGGGAAGAAAAAAAGUUUGGAUGAUACUUUUUUCUUUGUGUUAGUUUCUCCUUAGGCAGAUAUUUUUGUCAUCUCUUCUUUUGAGUCCAAUUUUCCUAAAGUUUGUUUAUGUCAAUGGCUCUUGACAAACUGAUAAAAUGUUUCCAGAAAGCACAUGGAUUUGGAACUCUCUCUUGUUAUGUUUAUAUUAGGCUUUAUUUUAAAGGCAAGUGAGACUGCUUCAAAUAAAACAACUCCAAGCUUCCAAGAAACAGUUAAGAGAAGGCAGAGACGGGCAGAAACACCCCUUCACAAACACUCACACGGUUGCCAUGGACCUACAUAAGCAGUGGGAGAACACAGAGACUAACUGGCGCAAGGAAAAGAUGGAAUUACUGGACCAGUUUGACAAUGAAAGAAAGGAAUGGGAAAGUCAAUGGAAGAUCAUGCAGAAGAAGAUAGAAGAGCUCUGCCAUGAAGUAGAGCUUCGGAGGAAAAUCAACAUGAGUGAACGUGCGAUUAUUGAUCUUGAUCGUGAAAAGGCCAUUCAAGACAAAAUGAUGGAAUCUUCUCCAAAUUAUCCCAAUUCAAGACAAUGUGAAUUUACAGGGAUGAAACACAGGAAUGGUCUGGGAAAAAAAGGUAAAACAGGGCAGAGCUUACUCAGUGAAAGAAAUCAAAUGUGUAAGGAACAAAAAACAAUCAAAAAAUCAAAAGUAGGGUUAAUGGAUUCUAUGGCCACAGACAACCAAAAGGAAUGUGAGACCCCGCCUGACCUGAGGACUUCUGAGGAAGAGAACAAGAGCUGCUCUGGCGCCCUCAACACAGCUCUUGAAGAACUUGCCAAAGUUAGUGAAGAAUUAUGCGGCUUUCAAGAGGAAAUUCGAAAGCGUUCUAACCACAGAAGGAUGAAGUCAGAUUCUUUUCUCCAGGAAACACCAGUUGGAAUUAAUAUGCCUUAUGGAGAUCACAUGAUCAACAACAACCAGUGCAUUACUUCAACCAGUUUAGAAAAAGAGAAAAAGAAAAAUAGAAAGAAUCUGAGCUGUACUGAUGUUUUCCAAAACAAUUCUAAGAAAAAAGGUGGAAUUGAUACAACUGAUCUGCAAAGAAGUGAAACCCCACCAGUUCCUCCUCCAAGAAGUACAUCUCGAAAUUUUCCCAGCUCAUGUUCUGCACAAGCCCAUGAAAGUUUGAAGGAAAGUUCAGACCACAACGGCUGGGUGGCGCAAGAAGGUCAAGGCGAAAAGAACCCUCAUUUCCUCUGGAGGCACGACGAGAUGCCUGCGCUGUGUCUAAAUGAAGGGAAGACUUUGAAAGAUGGUAUCACAUUUUCUUCUUUGGCACCAGAAACCAAAACAGAUAAAAAGCCUCCAUGUAAUGAAAAUGUUGGACUUACCAUGUGGUCAUGCGACACUGGGAUUGGUGCAAAAAAUAGCCACUCUACACCAUGGUUUCAGAAAACCUGCUCUAUUCCCAAUAAGCCAAAAUAUGAAAAGGUGAUUCCAGAUCACCCUGCUAAAUCUCAUCCUGAUCUUCACAUAAGCAACGUCUGUAGCUCCUUGGUGACACAGAGCAGCGGCCCACUGAGAAGUUUCAGUUGUGGCUUUGAAAGGACUAUUAGGAAUGAAAAGCUGGCAACAAAGACUGAUGAAUUUAACAGAAUCGUAUUUAGAACAAAUAGAAAUUGUCAUGCAGUACAGCAAAGUCGAAGCUACUCAGAACCCUCUGAAGAUCUUCAGCCCUGUGAUACUUUAAUUUCUUGCACAGGUAACAUCUCAGAAAGUGACAGUGUUUCUGACAUGCUGAAAACCAGUGCCCCCAUGCCUGUGCCCAGGGAAAAUGUGCAUGAUAAUUCCACCCAAAACCCUACAACAGGCCUAUUCAGACAAAUGCAGGAACACAUAAGCCCUAGCAGUUACCGGAAUAUGCUCCACGAGCAUGAUUGGAGACCAAGUAAUUUGUCUGGCCGACCAAGGUCAGCUGAUCCCAGGUCAAAUUAUGGUGUGGUGGAAAAGCUGCUGAAAACCUAUGAGACAUCAGUGGGGUCCGCAUUGCAAAAUUCUAAAUGCUUCCAGGCUAAUUGGACCAAGUGUAAUUCUGAUGUCAGUGGUGGAGCCACAUUAAGUCAGCAUUUAAAAAAGCUCCAAAUAGAACAAGAGCUUCAGCAAAAGCCAGCUAUGUGUGGAGCACAGCAGGUGAAGCAAGGAGCAGAUCAGAAAAAGGUAACUGAGGAGUCCAUGGCAGUGAAAUCCUCACAUGGAAAAGGAUUUUCCCGACCUGCUAGACCAGCAAAUCGCCGUCUCCCGUCCAGUGAUCUUAACCAAAAUUCAUCAUUCAUGAUAUGUAUGAUUUCAGUUCUUCCAAGAGAUAUUAUUCAAGAGGUCAUGAAGUCUCACUUUAUGAAAAUAAUUUAACUUUUGAUGCUUAUGCUCUGAUAUUGUAUAACUUUUGUAUGUAAGUCUAAAUGUUAAAGGUAAAACCCAGUAAGUAUCCCAAUAAGUAUCCAAAGCAAUUCUCAUCUAUAGCAGCAAUUGAAUCCUGACCUCUUCAAUCUUCAAAAGAAUCACAGAACACGUUCACUCUAUAUGACUUAUGUGUACUCCAGAAUAAAUGCAUGCAUUUCCCUUGGUGCAUGCAGUUAUUUCCAAUUUAUAAUUUCACUCUAAAAUUAGUUGUGUCCCAUCAAGUUCUUUUUGAGGCUUUAUUCUCCAAUUAAAUUAUUUACUCAUGUAAUUUUAUAAAAAUCACUGAACAAAUUUAAUCCAGCUAUUUGGGAUCUGCAUAUUUUUUUUCCACAUAAUGCUAUUCAGCCUCAAAGUAGCACGAAAUUAUACAACCUGAACUGUAAAAUUUUUUAUUUCAGUCUUUGCAAGAAAUUUUUGUGUUAAAAUUAACCCAGUAAAAGAUUCUCUGAGUUAAUGAU